GUACCUUUUGUUUGAGGUGCUUUCUCUAUUGAGGCUCCUUAUCUCUCUCCAGCCCAACUCCAACUUCUUCGACAAAUCAUCUUCCCAUUCAACUUCAAACUCAUUUUCCAGCAAGACACUACACUGCAAAAGACAUCAACCUACCAUGAACCUCCUCACAUCUCUCAUCCUGCUGGCCUUCCUCGCCUUUGAGGCCCUCAGCACCACAACAUCUCACCUUGGUGGUCCAUUCGACGGCCUCCCCUUCCCCACAGAGCCCAUGGAAUUCAACCUCACCAUUGACGGCAACGAGUUCCAAGGCCAAGGCACAAUCCAACAUGUCUACGCUCAAUACGCCGCUUCUCACCCAGACUUCAAGCUACCCGAGAGCCUCAGCAUAGGUGCCGCACUUGCGCUCAAGGCUGAAAAUGACCGAGUUCAGGGCAAGAUUGAAGGUGAAGUUGAGAAGCGUGGAAAGAGCAGCGUCUACUGCCUCCCCAACCCUCAAGUCCAGUGGGUAAUGGCUCCCGAAGGCGGUGUCUGGCAAAAUAUCAACUUCCUACGCGGUGUCAAACCUGAUCUGUGCCGUUUCGCUGCUCGAUCGUGCAGAAAGCUGGCUUGUGCUAAUAGUGCAUCGAUCUUUGUCUGCAAUUGGGUGUGUCUUGUCCUUUACUAACUCUCCCUGUCGUGUUUUCUGCAAUUUUGCUAACUGGUGAUGUGU
This is a messenger RNA of Cadophora gregata, 700 nucleotides long. RefSeq lists its product as uncharacterized. The coding region runs from base 146 to 655 and encodes 169 amino acids. NCBI's taxonomy places the organism in Eukaryota, Fungi, Ascomycota, Leotiomycetes, Helotiales, Ploettnerulaceae. The record is from RefSeq and is a predicted model, not a curated record. The transcript has 3 exons.